GGGGAGGAUUUGCAGUCUGGAAACUGAAACCAAACAUCACAUCAGGAUCUGACGGAGUCGCCCAAUUUAUCAAAACCUGAAUAUCAUUGGAUUUUGAACAUGGAAGGAAAAAGCACCGUUCACAGUGGGGAGAAACCGUACACGUGUUCUGUGUGUGGACGAGGCUUCAGCCGAUCAUCUGACCUGGCAGGACAUAAAUGCAGUCACACUGUAGAGAAACCAUGGAAAUGUGGGGACUGUGGGAAGGGAUUCAAAUACCCAUCUGACCUGGAAAAGCAUCAGCGCAGUCACACUGGGGAGAGACCAUUCACCUGCUCCACAUGUGGUAAAGGAUUCACUCAGUCAUCCCACCUGCAGAAACACCAGCGAGUUCACACUGACGAGAGACCUUUUAAAUGCCCAGACUGUGAGAAGUGUUAUAAAAGUUCCGGGGAACUGAUGUUCCAUCAACGUGUUCACGCUGAUGAGAGACCGUUCAGAUGCUCUCACUGUGGGGCUGGGUUCAGGCGAUCAUCUCAACUCAAUGAUCAUCAGCGAGUUCACACUGAUGAGAGAUCAUUCAGGUGCUCUCAGUGUGGGACUGGGUUCAAUACAUUAUCCGGCCUCACUGUGCACCUGAGGAUUCACACUGGGGAGAGGCCGUUCACCUGCUCCCAGUGUGGGAAGGGGUUCACUCAGUCAUCCCAUCUGCUGACACACCAGCAACGUGUUCACACUGAUGAGAGACCUUUCAGGUGUUCUCACUGCGGGACUGGGUUCAGGACAUCAUCUCAGGUCACUGUACACCAACAAAUUCACACUGGGGAGAGGCCGUUCACCUGUUCCAAGUGUGGGAAGGGAUUCACUACCUCAUCCCACCUGCUGAAACACCAGCGAGUUCACAAUGGGGAGAAACCGUGCAUGUGUUCUGUGUGUGGACGAGGCUUCAGCCAAUCCUCUGACCUGUCGAAACACAAGUGCAAUCACACUGGGGAGAAACGAUGGAAAUGUGGGGAAUGUGGGAAGGGAUUCCAUUACCCAUCUGAACUGGAAACACAUCAACGGCAUCACACUGGGGAGAGACCAUUCAUCUGCCCAGACUGUGGGAAGGGAUUCACUCAGUCAUCCAACCUGCAGAGACAUCAGCGAGUUCACACCUGGGAAAGAGCUUUUAAAUGCCCAGAGUGUGGGAAAUGUUUUAAGAGCUCCCAGGAUCUGAAGUACCAUCAACGUGUUCACACUGACGAGAGACCGUUCAGGUGCUCUCAAUGUGGGACUGGGUUUAGGCGAUCAUCUCAACUCACUGUACACCAGCGAGUUCACACUGGGGAGAGACCGUUCUCCUGCUCUGAGUGUGGGAAGGGAUUCACUCGGUCAUCCCACCUGCUGACGCACCAGCGAAUUCACACUGGAGAGAAGCCGUUCACUUGCUGCAUGUGUGGGAAAAGAUUCACUCAGUCAUCUGACCUGCAGACGCACCAACAAGUUCACAGUGAUGAGAGACCUUUUAAAUGCCCAGAGUGCUGGAAAUGUUUUAAAAGUUCUGGGGACCUGCUGCACCAUCAACGUGUUCACACGAAUGAGAGACCGUUCAGGUGCUCUCACUGUGGGACUGGGUUCAGGCGAGCAUCUCAACUCACUGUACACCAGCGAGUUCACACUGGGGAGAGG
This is a messenger RNA of Carcharodon carcharias (great white shark), 1650 nucleotides long. Its product is annotated as zinc finger protein 420-like. Gene Ontology annotation, biological process: negative regulation of transcription by RNA polymerase II; regulation of cytokine production; regulation of immune system process. The transcript has 3 exons. The record is from RefSeq and is a predicted model, not a curated record. The annotation marks the transcript as partial. Lineage: Eukaryota; Metazoa; Chordata; Chondrichthyes; Lamniformes; Lamnidae.